AUGUCAUUUCAGAUACCUCCUGCGGCAUUGCGUGCCGCGAUGACCGCGUCACCCAAUACCCCUGGUAGCUAUUACAACCAGACCCUCUACCGUGGUCCCAAUGAUCAGUUUCUGACAGUCCAUUACUGUGACAACAUGGCCACAGCAGAGAGGGUCGCACCAUAUUUUCUGCAGGAGAAGGUCAUAGGUUUCGAUAUCGAGUGGAGACCCUGGGCAGCCAUCAAAUCCAUCAAGGACAAUGCAUCUUUGAUCCAACUUGCUUCUGAGGAUCGGAUCGCUCUCUUCCAUAUCGCCUUGUUUUCAGGAACAACAGCCGAGGAGUUGAUUCCUCCUACUUUGCGCGCCAUCAUUGAAUCCCCUGAUAUUCUCAAAGUUGGUGUCGCUAUCAAAGGAGACUUCUCACGCCUUGAGAAGUACCUGGGCAUCAAAGCUCGAGGAGUCUUCGAGUUGAGCCGUUUGCAUAAUCUUGUGGAAUAUAGCGACUCUGAUCCGAGAAAGGCUGGGAGCAAGAAACUUUCCUCCCUUGCCAAACAAGUCCACCAACAUCUCCAGCUUCCCUUGUACAAAGGGGAGGUACGGGAGAGCGACUGGAGCAAGCGUUUGGAUCGCGACCAGAUAGCGUACGCUGCGACAGAUGCAUAUGCCAGCCUACGCAUUUUCGAUGCUCUCGAAGCGAAACGAAAGAGGCUGAGGCCUGUCCCUCCCCGUCCUGAGGUGUGUGAUUAUGACGAGGUCACCAAACCGAGGACCGCUCCAUGUGCCAAAUCCGGUCCCAAAGCUGUAGAGGAGCCAGUGCAAGAAGAGGAGCCCCAGGCGGCAGUCGAGGAUGCCGAAGAGUCCGAAGCAGCGUAUGAGACUGCGGCCGAGGAUCUUGUUGACAGUCAACAGCUUGAAGAGCAGGAUUCAGAGUCUGCAUCUUCCGCUGAAAGCGCAGAUUUGGAUGAAGAACCCGAUUCGGAUUAUGUUCCAAGCGCGCGCCUCAAGUCCUCCGCCUACCUCGCUGCCGACUCCUGGGCCCGCACCUACCUCCACACCACCAUCCCCUCUCCCUCGUCCCCUUCUUCCAGUGCCACCUCCCGCAUCCGCGCCACUGUCACCGUCCUCCGCGCUUACCACCUCUGGCACCACCAAGACUUAUCACCAGCAGAAAUAGCAAGACACUUGCGCGAUCCGCCACUCGCGGAGAGCACGGUUUGCGGGUAUAUAUUGCAGGCCGUUGCGGCGGAGAGGUUGGCGUAUAGUAGGAGGGAGAUGAGGGAGGUGUUGAGUAAGGUGCCGCUGAAUGUGAGGAUGACGAGGUGGAGGUGGUUGGUUGAGAGACUGGGAGGUCUGGACAAGUGA
This is a messenger RNA of Westerdykella ornata, 1341 nucleotides long. RefSeq names its product ribonuclease H-like protein. Bases 1 to 1341 code for a protein of 446 amino acids. The transcript is spliced from 2 exons. Gene Ontology annotation, biological process: nucleobase-containing compound metabolic process. Gene Ontology annotation, cellular component: cytoplasm; nucleus. The record is from RefSeq and is a predicted model, not a curated record. Lineage: Eukaryota; Fungi; Ascomycota; Dothideomycetes; Pleosporales; Sporormiaceae. Gene Ontology annotation, molecular function: 3'-5' exonuclease activity; nucleic acid binding.